AUGCCUAAGAGUAAGAAAACUAUAUCCAAAAAGGACUCCAGCCCGUCUGAAGAUGGAGUCCAAAAACCAGAAACGUCAAGCAAGAACCAGGAAGAUAAGACCAGUUCAGAGGUUCACUCUCCAGAGAACGAGCCUGCAACAAUUUCUAAUGAAGAUAGAGGAAAAGUUAAUGAAGUUUCCAAAUUGAGCAUUGCUCAUGAAAUCGUUGUAAACCAAGAUUUCACUGUGGAAAAGAAUGAUUUACCUGAAGACGGUGUGGAAAGCAAGUUUGUGGAGACAAUGUAUAAUGCAUUUUGGGACCACUUGAAAGAUCAACUGUCACAAACUCCUCCUGACUUUUCUUGUGCUCUUGAACUUAUAAAAAACAUAAAACAGAUUUUAAUGUCACUACUAUUGCCACGUCAGAAUCGUCUAAGAAAUGAAAUUGAAGAGGCACUGGAUUUGGAUCUCCUCAAACAAGAAACAGAGCAUGGGGCUCUGGAUGUUCCACAUCUCUCCAACUACAUUCUCAACUUGAUGGCCCUCAUGUGUGCACCAGUUAGAGAUGAAGCUGUACAGGAACUAGAAAACAUAAAAGAUCCAGUACAGUUACUGAGGGGUAUCUUCCAAGUUCUAGGCCUGAUGAAAAUGGACAUGGUGAACUAUACUAUCAAGAACAUUCGACCAUAUUUACAGGAACAUUCUAUACAAUAUGAACGAGCUAAAUUCCAAGAACUCCUUGACAAGCAGCCUGAUCUUCUUGAUUGUACCACAAAAUGGAUGACUAGAGCCACCAAAGAGCUUAUUUCAUCACUACAACGUACAUCUGUAGCUCCAAGUACUUCUUCUGGCACAAUAAGUUCAUUUCCAACUCCAAAACCCGAUCCAGAUCCACCUAGUCUUACAACAGUGCUAUACCAAGGGUACCUAAAUCUUGUUCUCAGGGACCAUGGGAACGAAGAAUUCCCUGAGACUCUGCUGAUGGAUAAAGCACGACUGCAGAACAUGAGAUCCAAAUUGCGCCACUUGACCAUUCUAGCCUCAGUUUUACUUGUGGCUAGAAGUUUCUCUUGUGGUGUUUUAUUCAGCUCACCAGAAUUUGUGGAUAAACUGAAAUGCAUAACGAAGGCUCUAACAGAAGAAUUUAGCUCCAAGCCAGAAGAAUCUAUGUUAAGUGUGAGUGAGCAAGUAUCUCAGGAAAUACAUCAAGGCCUCAAAGACACAGGUCUAACUGCCCUGAGCAGUGAAAACAGAGCAUCACUUGUAGGACAACUCCGGAACAUUGCCAAGAAAGAGAAUUGCAUUCGUACCAUCAUUGAACAACGGAUACAUUUAUUUCUUAAAUGCUGUUUGAUUCGUGGCAUGCAAGAAUCUCUUCUAGACUUCCCUGGAGGCCUUCUUUUCAUUGAGCCAGAGUUGGCAGAACUAGGCUGGAAGUUUGUUAAUCUGAUGCAUCACAACCAGCAUGUGUUUAGCCCUUACUAUGCUGAAAUCCUAAAAAAUAUCAUCUCUCCACCAAAUGCAGAAGAAAAUGAAGAAAAACCUAUCUGA
Arvicanthis niloticus (Nile rat) is the source of this 1530-nucleotide messenger RNA. RefSeq names its product T-complex protein 11-like X-linked protein 1. Gene Ontology annotation, cellular component: acrosomal vesicle; sperm flagellum. The record is from RefSeq and is a predicted model, not a curated record. NCBI's taxonomy places the organism in Eukaryota, Metazoa, Chordata, Mammalia, Rodentia, Muridae. Gene Ontology annotation, biological process: regulation of sperm capacitation.